This is a messenger RNA of Apis laboriosa (Himalayan honeybee), 2939 nucleotides long. It is a transcript of the gene Ipk2, whose product is annotated as inositol polyphosphate multikinase. The transcript is spliced from 6 exons. NCBI's taxonomy places the organism in Eukaryota, Metazoa, Arthropoda, Insecta, Hymenoptera, Apidae. Gene Ontology annotation, biological process: inositol phosphate biosynthetic process. Bases 924 to 2237 code for a protein of 437 amino acids. The record is from RefSeq and is a predicted model, not a curated record. Gene Ontology annotation, cellular component: nucleus; cytoplasm. Gene Ontology annotation, molecular function: inositol tetrakisphosphate kinase activity; inositol-1,4,5-trisphosphate 3-kinase activity.
UAAGUAAAAAUACAAAAUAAAAAAAUGGAAUGAUAUUAUAAUAUCAAAAAUUGCUGUUUCAAUCAACGAACUAAGGAAUAUGAAAGGCCGAAAUUAAAGCGGGAACGAUUUUCAUUUUAUAAAAACAAUAGCCCUCUAGUGGAACUUAGAAGAAUCUUCAUACUGUGACGAAAGAGACAGCAAUAGAAAAGUAGAAAAACGUCUAGUGGAAGGACGUAUGAUCGUUUAUAAUUAUGUGAAGUUUAAAUUCGUGAAUGUAAUAUUUGUUCCGCCUAAUACACGGACGGAUUAGAACGAAAUUGCUACGUGAAAGUGUUACAUAUUCGAGUAUAUCUUAUUGUGUUGUGGACUGGUUAUUGUAUAGGUUAUAAUAAUACAUAGGCAUGUAAAAUGUCAUAGAUAUAACAAUUGUAAAAGAAGAGUGGCUAAUAAAUUAUUCUCCUGUUAUUUCCAAUAAAUUUUCAAAAGACGAACGAAUAUCCCGAUUUGUUGGUAAAAGCGCGAAUUUAGAACAUUCAGUUUUCGCAAACACAUUCUGCCCUCUACCGAUCUAGACGAGUACCUUAAUACGAUGUUUUAAGUAUCGCGCGAAAUGUUUGUUCCAAAUUAUUUUGAUUUUCGAUCAUUUAACAAAGUAUUGAGAGGCUGCAUCUAUAUAUAUAUGAGUAUAUAUAUAUAUGUCAUUCAGUGUGAUGUGAAUUUUCCUGUGAUACGAUUAAUCCGAAAUUUUUAAUUGCGGAUUUUCGAAUGAGAAAGAAUAGGUAAUCGAAGACGGAAAUAAGACAGCCGAAGAUAAUUAGAUAAGUUUCGAUGACUAACUACUGGUGGCUAAGGUGGAUAUUGCAGCGAAGAUAAGAUCUUUGCGAAUCGUGCAACUCUUUAAUUGCAGAAGUAAUUACUGCAUACCAUUCAGUGCAAUAACGAUGACGACCUUAGACUCACAGACCGAUAAAACUUUAAGCAAUCUUGAUAAGCUUUCUAACACGGAGCUAGCUGAAAUUCCAUCCGAUCAUGGACUUCCUGUUGGAAUAAGCCCGUUGGAAUCUCGGGUAGCCGGACAUCCGUCGUUAGACAUCGAACGGCAGACGAUUGGCAUGUUACGUAGAUCAGACGGCCGUGUAUAUAAACCUGUUGUUAAACCGUUACUUGGGAAAAGAGAAAUCUCGUUUUAUGAAAAUUUACAAAUAUCUCAAGAUCCUGUUAUGUUACAAUUGAAAAAUUAUGUUCCAAGAUAUUACGGCACAACAGAGUUGCAAAUUUUUGGCAGACGAGUAACAUUCCUUACGCUGAAAGAUAUUACCGAUGGUAUGGCGGAACCGUGCGUGAUGGAUAUAAAAAUAGGUAGACGAACGUGGGACCCUUUAGCCACGCCAGAGAAAAAAGCAACGGAAGAAUUAAAAUACGCCGAAUCUAAACGCACUUAUGGAUUCUGUAUAACCGGCUUUCAAGUAUAUUGUGUUUCUUCCGGGCAAUUAAAACAAUUUGGCAAACAUUACGGCAAGACUCUCGAUGCUAAAGGUGUCGUGGAAGCGCUGAAAAUCUUCCUGAAUAUAAGUCCAGAAAGACCGCCCUGUCGUCAAUUGAUCGUGAUGCUGCUCUCUUUCUUGUGGAAGAUCUUACUAUUCUUUCGUAUCCAGCGGUUGUUCCGCUUUUAUUCUAGUUCUUUGUUGGUGGCAUAUGACGCGAAAAGAUUGCGGCAUUAUCUCCGCCUAAAUAACAUGAAUAAAUUACCCAGCCACGUAUCCACGUCAUUUUCCUCCACAAAUAACCAUACAACUACAUCGAAUGUGUUCAAACACAUGAAUGACGCGACAAGUAAUUCAGUUUCGAAUAAUAUCGAGACUAAUAGGAAUCGGACGAUGGAAAGGGUACAUUUUAUUAAAAGGAGCAUCAGCUUGAGCGGCGAGUACGAUUCAUCAGGAAAGGAGAAAGCUCUGAGCAGAAGCGAAUCGUGUAGUCCGGACUUUAGAGUUGAUCGGCUCUGUCGUACGCAUUCUUAUGUCAACAACUUUGAUGACGACAUUAUAAGAAUCAAGGAGGACUACGAUGAUUUAUUGAACGAGCUCACUAGUUCCAUGGAAGAGAAACAAAAUUGGGUUAGAAUUAAUAUGAUUGACUUUACGCAUGUCUUCCCAGCAGAGGAUCAAAAUACUCUGGAUUUAAAUUAUUUAGAAGGAAUCGAGAACUUGAUCAAACUUGUGGAGAUGUUCCUGAUCUCUAAGGAUAUCACUGCAUGAACUAUAUGUAUUUAUUGCAACGUAGGAAGUUGUUGUUACAAAUUUUCUUUUAAAUCGCAAUACGAGAUGUUAUAUAAUUGUAUUUUAUAUUCUUUAAUAAAAUUAGAUUGAUUUUUGACGUUAGGUCAGUGAUAAACCGAAAGUUGUAAACUCGUGAUAAUGCCAUGCACAUUUACCGUGUGAAUUAAAGUGCGAGAUUAGGAACGUUUCGUGAAAGCUUAUCAAUUCUUAUGCAACAGUCCUAAACGAACAGUAAAAAUCAAUUUAUCGAUAUAUAUAUAUAUAUAUAUAUAAAGCUUUCACGAAAUGUGUCUUAUGUAUCCGUAAUUGGAUAUAAUAUGGAAACAUUGAAAACUGAAUGUUAAUUAUUUCGCACCAAAUAUAACAACAUUUAUAAUGCUCUCAUUUUUCGGUGUACCUUCACUUGUCGAUAUUCCACGUUAUUAAAGACCAUUAUUCGUUGGUUUUACAUACAUGGUCGUACAUAUAUGUAUAUUCGUCAUUCACGCAACGAUUGUUGUAGUCAUUGAUUGUUCGUAUUAAUUCGUAUCAUUUCUUUUCUUAUGUUCUUAUCACGCAAAUAAGAUUCUAUAACCAUACUUACUAAACACAAAAAUUGUUAUGUUAAUAUAAAUACAAAACAUACAAGUGUUAAUGUAACGUUUGAAUGUUUUUCUUUUUACCCUUUGAAUAAACUCACAA